GACACUGUGUCAAAUUGACUUUGGUCUGAUGACGAUCAACAACAUGAAGUUCGCUGCGAUUUCCUUCCUUAUGCUGCUUUUCGGAACGUUGGAAGUGAGCAGGUUGAAGUGCUAUCAGUGCACAAGCCUCUUAUCUCCAGCUAAUUGCGCAUCAACGGCGACUCAGGCCACGUGUGGAGCUGAGCAAGACCGAUGUAUCACUUUGGAGGCAAAGUAUGAAAUCGACGGCAUGUCAAAGCAAUCGAUUACAAAAGAUUGCUCAGCUAGCGCUGUUUGCGAUCGGGCAGCCGAUAUCUGUGGCCAAGAAGAGGGAGUGGAAUGUGACAUAGAGUGCUGCUCAGGAGACUUGUGCAAUGGUGUUGAUGACGAAGGAAGUGCCGUGGAGGACAACUUCUGCUUUACGUGUAUCAGCAACUCCUCAAUGGCCGACUGCAUUGAAAGUCAGACACAGCAGCAAUGCUCGCCCAAAGAAAACCGUUGUGGGGUCAUGUUUGCCUAUCAAGGAGAACUAAGAUCGAUGUUUCGUAAAGGGUGUAUCACGGAAGAAUACUGCUCUUCUCUCUGUCAAAAUGGACACAUUGAAGGCGAUCCAAGUAUCGAGUGCGAAUUAAACUGCUGUGAAGGAAGCCUUUGCAACGAUGAAAGUAUGGGAGCUAAGUGAAGGAUUUGAGAAAGGCAGACUUAGUUGUUGGCUGAUUGUGAAUUUCAAUGAUUGGGAACUUAUUCCCUGGUUUGAAUAAAAAUGUGUUGCAGUGGCUAAUUUUGA
This is a messenger RNA of Stylophora pistillata, 766 nucleotides long. RefSeq lists its product as uncharacterized. The record is from RefSeq and is a predicted model, not a curated record. Lineage: Eukaryota; Metazoa; Cnidaria; Anthozoa; Scleractinia; Pocilloporidae.